This is a messenger RNA of Penicillium arizonense, 438 nucleotides long. RefSeq lists its product as uncharacterized. The coding region runs from base 1 to 438 and encodes 145 amino acids. The record is from RefSeq and is a predicted model, not a curated record. The transcript is spliced from 3 exons. NCBI's taxonomy places the organism in Eukaryota, Fungi, Ascomycota, Eurotiomycetes, Eurotiales, Aspergillaceae.
AUGGGGCCAAGUGCUCUUUUGGGUUACUCCGUUAUUCCCACCACUACAAGCAUCUUUCAACAGCGUGAAAAUACAUUCACACCUCGAUUACUACGCAUCGUGUACCCUCCUUUCGCCGUGCUUUCCGCGCUGGCUAAGGUAGCAUUCUCUCUCGCUGGAACCUUCCUUCUGAGCUCCGUCCAUCCGGGUGGCCUCUUUAUUCUCUUCGUGGACUACCUUGGUGUAGCUGCAUGGUUUUGGUGGAUGGUUGGACAGUCAACUUUAGCUCGAGCUAAGCUGCAGUAUAUCUCAUGCUAUCUAUCUGUGAUGGCACUUCUUUUACUUGUGGUUGCCAUCAUAGGAACGCUAGGCGAAUCCUGGAUUAUUGCACUGGAGAUCGAGCUUUUUAUCAUCGCCAUCUCGACCCCUUCCUUGCAGUCAGCCGCGUGGGCCGCAUAA